AUGUGGAUUAUCAACUGGUUCUACGACGUUUUGGCGUCCCUUGGCUUGCUCAACAAGCAUGCCAAGCUCCUCUUCCUGGGUCUCGAUAAUGCCGGAAAGACCACCCUCCUGCACAUGCUGAAGAACGACCGAGUUGCGAUCCUUUCACCUACCGCCCACCCAACAUCUGAGGAACUCGUCAUUGGAAACAACCGAUUCACCACCUUCGACCUGGGCGGUCACCAGCAGGCUCGCCGCCUCUGGAAAGACUACUUCCCCGAAGUCAGCGGGAUCGUCUUCCUCGUUGACGCCAAGGACCACGAGCGCUUCCCCGAGUCCAAGGCCGAGCUCGACGCCCUCCUCGCCAUGGAGGAGCUGUCCAAGGUCCCCUUCCUUGUCCUCGGAAACAAGAUCGACCACCCCGAUGCCGUCAGCGAAGACGAACUUCGACACCAGCUUGGCCUGUACCAGACGACGGGUAAGGGUAAGGUGCCCCUCGAGGGUAUCCGGCCCAUUGAGGUGUUCAUGUGCAGUGUUGUUAUGAGACAAGGAUAUGGCGAGGGUAUCAGGUGGCUGUCUCAGUACGUCUAA
Molecule: messenger RNA, 570 nt
Organism: Aspergillus mulundensis
Lineage: Eukaryota; Fungi; Ascomycota; Eurotiomycetes; Eurotiales; Aspergillaceae
Gene: sar1
Product: Arf family GTPase SAR1
Exons: 6
Coding region: 1-570 (189 amino acids)
Biological process (GO): membrane organization; endoplasmic reticulum to Golgi vesicle-mediated transport; intracellular protein transport
Cellular component (GO): COPII vesicle coat; endoplasmic reticulum exit site
Molecular function (GO): GTP binding; GTPase activity
Source: RefSeq, a predicted model, not a curated record